CUUAAAUUCCGGUAACUAUUCAAUUAAACUUUUCCAAUUGCCUUCCCGUAGUGUUGAACCCUAAUUUUGUUCAAGAAACAGUCCCGUAGAUUUGGGAGUACUUUCUUGGUUUCAAAAUUGAAUUGGGUUCGUUAAACGAGCUUAUGGUUUUCUUAAGUUGUGUUAAAAAUCAGAGGGGAGAUUGGUUUAUUGAGGUGGAAUUUCACAAAAGGGCUUGUUUUGGUUGGUAAUUUGUUGAAUGUUGGAUGGGGAUUUGCUUUGGUGGGCCGCUAAAUUUUCUAGAUUCAAUCGAAGAAUAUGGAAGAAAGAGUAAAUGUGAAAUGGGCUACUGAGUUUCCUAUGAUUCUACGUUCUUGUUUUUAACUUCUUUUGGUUUUGUUGUAUUGUUUUGCAGCCGAGGCAUUUGAAAUAUUUCUGGGCGGGAGAGUACAAGAAGCAAAGAUUCAGGUUCUAUGAUAAGGGUGAAGUGCAUUUGGGAAGAGAUUCAGGACUAGGCGGGUUUAUUCUAAAUGAUUGUUUCUCAGCUUACCAAAUUACUUGCAUUGAAGAAUAACAGUUCUUUUGAAUUGAUGGCAUUUGAAAAAUCUUGCAAGAGUCAUGGAGCCUAAAUUUUGAAUGAAGGUGCCUGAAUUAGAAUCUAAUUGUACUCGUUUAGUUGCUUUAUGCGAAUUAACUUGAAAUCAUGUUGAAAGUAAAUAUCAGAUAUGUCCAGAAAGAAAUGGAUUUAGAUGAAUAUGAGUAGAAAUAUAGUAAAUGUCAAUAAAGUCCGGGGAUAUAGUGCUAAUGGGAAUGGAAAGUCAUUCGGGUUUUAGAACACUAACAGCCACUCGAUAAGUGCUUUGGAAUCAGCACCUCUUGGUUUUGUGUUUUUUCGUGAACCUGUACCUCUUUUUCACGUGAACCUCGUGCUAUGAUCAGGUUAAGAUCCUGUGCUUUUCUUUUUUUCAAUAAAUGUCAUGAUUGAUUCCACGUUAUCAAAGGUGCAAUAAUCUGGCUCUUGUAGAAUAGACAUCAUUUCAUAGGCCAUUAUUGUGUGGGUCAUGGUGGAUAUCUAAGCAAGCACAAGGCCUGAGUUACAAUGUAUCUUAUUUCCCUGAAAGUACCAGAAAAGUAAACUUAAAAAUCUUGUCUUUUCUGGUUUGAAUGUUGCUAUAUUUUUCUCUGGAAAGUUUUUACGAUGUGAUUUUAUCUCACAAUUUGAAAAGGAAAAGAAACAAGCAUUCAUUUAUACAUGUUCCGGCUGAGCUCAAAUGGGCUUGAACGAGAAUGAAAUGAUUCAUUGAUCUGAAUACUGCCCAUAAUUCAUCAUCAACUUCUUGGCUGGAAUAAUUUAUGCUGUUAUAUGAUCAGAGUUCUGGUCCUUAAUGCUGUAUUUUGUUUUUCUGGCUCACCUAUGUUUUGGCUAAUUUAAAUUGUUAUUUUAAUGUAGGAGAUGGACAUCUAGUAUUUCUCCAGCAAAUCUCAUUGGCACUAUGCCAUCAAUGAAGAAGAAUAAUGAAGGUGUUGUUAUGGAGGGCCUAUUCAGUCAGUUGCUGAAGGGAAUUGGAGAUCCAGUUGACUUUGAACUUCCAGAAUAUUUGACUAAGUGUAAACCGAUCACUUACAAGUUGAUUAAGCGCAAUAUAUAUCUCACGAAGAAGAAUAAAAGGCGUCCAGAGGAUGAUGGGAUAUUUUGUUUCUGUAAAUCAUCGACUGGAUCUUCUGGUGUCUGUGAUAAAGAUUGCCUUUGUGGCAUGCUACAGUCUAGCUGCUCCUCAAACUGCCAAUGCGGGCCUUUGUGCUUAAAUAAGCCAUUCCAUGAGAGACCUGUGAAGAAGAUGAAAAUAGUGCAGACUGAGAAAUGUGGAUCAGGAAUUGUGGCGGAUGAAGAUAUUAAGCAAGGAGAGUUUGUUAUUGAAUAUGUUGGAGAAGUUAUAGAUGAUAAAGAAUGUGAAGAGAGGCUUUGGAAGAUGAAGCACAGCGGAGAACAAAAUUUUUACUUGUGUGAAAUCAACCGAGAUAUGGUAAUUGAUGCUACUUAUAAGGGAAAUGAGUCCAGAUACAUCAACCAUAGUUGUUGUCCGAAUACAGAGAUGCAGAAAUGGAGGAUUGACAAUGAAACCAGAAUUGGUAUAUUUGCAACUCGGAAUAUCAAAAAGGGCGAACAUCUGACCUAUGACUAUCAGUUUGUUCAGUUUGGUGCAGAUCAAAAUUGCUAUUGUGGUGCUGCAGGCUGCAGGCAAAAGCUGGGGGUCAAACCUAACAAGACUAGAACAACAUCUUCUGACACAUUGGAAAUGUUAACCAGCCACGUUGCGCUGAACUCUCCCAAAGUGAAAGCCUUUCUCUCUACAAAAGAUGGCUAUGCAAAUGGAGUUUCUUCAGCUGGUGUCAGGUGUAAUUCCGCUGGAAGGAAGCGCCCUCGGAAUUGCAUUGGUUCAAUAGUUAUUAUAACUCGCUCUCAGGAUAAGAGGUACUUUGGAAUUGUAAAGCAGUUUGAGAAAUCCACUAAUAGACACUUGAUCUUGUUUGAGGAUGGGACCUGGGACCUCCUGGAUAUGUCAAAAGAAGAUUGGGAACUUUUGUAGUUUUCUAGGAUAAAUGUGAGGUAUUUGUAACCAGAGAUAGUAGAUGAUAUACGCGGAAAUCCAAACUAACUGUAUGAGGAUAUAGAUAGGACUUAGAUGUACAUUGUGGACUUGCUUGCCAAGCAAGUUAAUGUACCAUAUGUAUCUUUCCUCUCUUCCCAAUUACCAUUUAGUCAGCACAAGUUUGUUUGACUCAAUUUUCCAUGAUAUUCUUUAGUUUUAGCUACCUCCCUUGUGUAAUUCUUUCCUGCACGAGAAUGCAAAGUUGUAUCAUAAGCUAGAAGUAUGUGUAAUACAUUUUCCUGCUGGACAGGAAACUGAUUUCAUUGUAGAUUUGGCUUCCGAAUAAUAUGAAAUUUGUAUGCAUUAAUGCCACAAUUUUCUUCAAUUUU
Oldenlandia corymbosa var. corymbosa is the source of this 2959-nucleotide messenger RNA. Lineage: Eukaryota; Viridiplantae; Streptophyta; Magnoliopsida; Gentianales; Rubiaceae. The record is from the annotation of a GenBank genome assembly.